Coffea arabica (coffee) is the source of this 3765-nucleotide messenger RNA. Its product is annotated as putative late blight resistance protein homolog R1A-3. The record is from RefSeq and is a predicted model, not a curated record. Gene Ontology annotation, molecular function: ADP binding. Gene Ontology annotation, biological process: defense response to other organism. Lineage: Eukaryota; Viridiplantae; Streptophyta; Magnoliopsida; Gentianales; Rubiaceae.
AUGGAUAUAUCCUCCGGUAGUAGCACUAGUUGCUUUGAUUCCCCUCUAGAAUAUCUGGACUGGAUGCGAGAAACCCUCAUAGAUAACGCCAAGAGUUCCAUUGGCUCUGGUUUGCAGAGCCAUAUCUUGAUUCGUUUGCAUACAGAAUUCCGGGAUCUGGGAAUCGAGUUGAGACUAUUACAAAGCUUUGAUCUGUAUCUGACAAAGUGUAGGAGGAGGAGGAACCAUGAAACCUGUUUGGAACAAGCUGAGGAGAAGGAUGUUACGUCUUCCAGAAUUCAAGAUCUGAUUAUAAGAAGAAUGCAAGAUCUUGAAUUUGCUUGCAGCGAACACUGGAUUCAUUCUCGUUCACUUCCUUGGACUCAAAUUAUAAGUGAGCUCUCCAGAUUCCAGGAAGCAAUCAAGUUGUUUUACGAGACACAUAACAAGGAAUCGUGCAUCAACUUUCUGUUAGAGUAUUACUGGCUGAGAGAUCCAGAACUAGUUAUUGAUUUCAUUGAUUCGGUUUCAAAGCCUCUAGCGGAAAUGAAGGGAUUCCGUUUAGGACGCCCUGGAAAGAAGCUAAUGUUGUUGAAGAGUUUCAUUCGCUUUGCCAUGCUUCGCGGUGUCAAGGGUCAGCAACUGAAAGAUCUGUUGAUUCACGCUGAAGUGAUGGCUGUCAAUGCAUUACACCUGGCUUCUACAUGGUUCUUUCACACGCAUCAUGAAGUAUGGAAUGAAACAGAGCUUCAAAUGUCUCGACUAAUACGUGAGAAGAUUAAUCCCGGUGAUCCCAAGGUCCGAGAAACUUACAUCCAUGUCUUGACUGCUGCAAAGUUGUCAAGAUCAUCAGACAAUUCAGCUCUGGAGAAGAAUAAGCAUCUAGUAGCUGACUUUAUGGAUUAUCUCGUUCCCAAUAUUAUUGAGCUGCUAGAAUCUUGUACCAGUACUCUGGCUCCGAUUAUGAAUCAAAUGCUAAAACUCCUUGAGGGGCUAAGAUUCCUGACAAUCCUCCUCAGGCAUCAGAAAAAGUUCAAAGAGCUACGCCAUGAAAUGAAGAAUCUUAUUGGAGUUGUGGUUUGUGAUGCAGCAAUCAUAAUUUUCUCCCUUUAUGUGAAUCAAAUCGAAGAAGACUUGGUCAAGGAAACCAAUGUUUCUCUUUUGCAUUUGCUCAAAGUGCUCAAGUUUAUUAGGGCAGAAGUAAUUGAUCCAGUAGCAUCAGUAUCAGGAUUUGGUUUUCCUAGGACCAAUGAGUUGGGCUCUAUUGAUUUUUUCCUAACAAAUCUAAAGGAAUUGGCAAGGUGUGAUGAGAUUAAUGGGAGCAGUUAUGGAGAAAAUCAGAACAAAAAACUUCAAGUUUUCUGGAGUCAUGUUAUGGAGAUUGCAUAUAAAGCAGAGUUCGUGAUUGACUCGACACUUGUUGGUGAUAGACGUGAAUAUUGUUUGGAUGAUGUUGCCAGAGACAUCAAUGUUCUGAAGAUUGAGGCUCAAGAGAUCUAUGAUAGCAUAAGCUAUGUUGGUGAAACCACCAAGGGAGUUACCAAGACUUUUACUCGCAUGCCAUCACAAGUUACUGUCGUCACGUGCAAUAAAGAUCUGGUGCCUCUCGACGACGAGGUGGAAAAUAUCACUAAAAGUCUUACAAGAGGAGGAUCAAGGCGGUUGGAUGUUGUUUGCAUCGUGGGUAUGCCUGGGCUUGGUAAGACCACAUUAGCCAAUAUAGUUUACAAUUCUCCAUUAGUAAUGCCGCAUUUCAAUAUUCGUGCUUGGUGCACUGUUUCUCAAGCAUAUAGCAUGCACAACAUGUUAGUUCAGAUAUUGGGUAGUAUUGAAUCUGGGAAACUUGAGCAAUAUCAAAAGAUGGAUGAAGCUGAUUUGGCUGUAAAGCUAAAACAAGUUUUGUUGAGAAAUAAGUAUCUCCUGGUUUUGGAUGAUUUGUGGGAUGCUAAGGCUUGGAAUUUGUUGGAGAGAUCAUUGCCCGAUGAUGCCAAUAGAAGCAGGAUUCUCAUCACGAGCAGAUUGCAGAAUUUGUCUCUGCAAUUCAAACCUGAUAGCAAGGUUCACCAUCUCCGCCGCCUAACCAAUGAAGAGAGUUGGAAUUUGCUGCAGAAAAAGCUAUUUGGCAAAGAAGGUUGUCCUCCAAGACUAAGUCAAGUUGCAUCUCAAAUAGCAAAAUCUUGUAGGGGCUUGCCUCUCACAGUUGUCCUUGUUGCUGGAAUUCUUGAUAACACUGCAGAAGAAUCCUGGGAAGAAGUUGCAAAGAGUCUACCUUCCAGUAUUGUCCUUGAUGAUGAAUAUUGCAUGAAAACACUUGAGUUGAGUUACAGUCAUUUGCCGGAUGAUUUGAAGCCCUGCCUUCUUUAUUUUGGUGCAUUUCACGAAGACAAAAAUGUUCCUAUCCGAAAGUUGUUAUGGCUUUGGAUCUCUGAAGGAUUUGUGCUAAAGACUGAAGGAAAGAGAUUAGAGGAUGCAGCAGAUGACUACUUGAAGGAUCUGGUUGAUAGAAGUUUAGUUGCGGUUUCCAAACAAAGAACUAUGGGUGGUGCCAAAGCUUGCCAACUUCAUGAUUUGGUACAUGAGUUUUGUGUGAAAAAAGCCAAAGAAGAAAACUUUCUACAUAUUUUGCAUAGUCAGAACGGUCCUUCUGUUCUUGCUGGCCCAAGCAACCCCCUUCGAGUUUGUGAUCGAAGUGCCAGGAAUUUGAUGAUUCGGGAGUCAAUGCUAGAAUUUCCCAAUGUACGCAGUUUGUUAUUGUUUGAAGAGGAUGAUUUGGGGUUUUGGUUACCUAAACUUCUUAGAGUGCUGGAUUUGGGGGAAUUGGUGUUUGAUGCAUAUUUUCCGGUGGAAGUACUUUUGCUUGCUCACUUGAGAUACUUGGCUCUUCGCACUAGAGAAGUAAAUUUCAUCCCAGCUGCAAUUGCUAACCUCUCAAGGUUACAAACUUUUCUGCUACGAGGAAACAUCUCUGAUUGUUUCUUACCCAAGACUAUCUGGAACAUUAAGACAUUGAGGCAUCUAUGGAUUACAAAUUCCACUUCUGGAUUUAUUUUUCCUGUUGAAAAUCUUGAAGUAUCCCCAGAUUUAGAUCAUUUAGACACUUUAAGCCUUGCCAUCGAUCCCUCCUCUCAAAGCUUGCAAAAGAUAUUGACAAAGUUACCAGGCAUUCGCAGGCUAAGAUGUAUGACAACAUCAGCUACCAGAAUUGGCGAUGGGAUUCUUCCAUUUGACUGCUUGAGUCAACUAGAAUCACUUAGACUGCAUUUCUUUUUUCGAUAUGGAUUUAAAUUCCCAUUGAAUUUGAAGAAGUUGACUCUCUUAUACAAUAAGCAACCAUGGAGUGAAAUUUCAACAAUUGGAAAGUUGCCCAAUCUUGAAGUGCUUAAAUUACUCCAAGAAUCCGUUGCUGGGGAAGAAUGGGAAAUGAAAGAAGGGGAGUUCCCCAACCUCCGAGUCUUGAAAUUCAGAACCUUGUGGAAAUUUCGCAGCUGGACUGCAUCUUCUGAUAAUUUUCCCCGUCUUGAGAAAUUGGUUGUGCACAAUUGUCCGAUGUUGGAAGAGGUGCCUUCUUGUUUAGGGGAAUGUCAGGCUCUUGAAAUGAUUGAGGUGAGAGGGUGCCGCGAGUCUGUUGCAAGUUCAGUGAAGCAAAUUCAACAAGAACAGAGAGAGAUGGGAAAUGAAGUUCUAGAGAUCUUGAUUGAAAGUGUGUUGAUGCACGGAGUUCCAGCAAAGAAGAAGAAGAAGAGUCUAGUCCCUCAUAAACAGAGUCAAUCCCCUCACAACAAGUAG